This is a messenger RNA of Arabidopsis lyrata subsp. lyrata, 3481 nucleotides long. Its product is annotated as putative disease resistance protein At1g59780. The transcript has 5 exons. The record is from RefSeq and is a predicted model, not a curated record. Gene Ontology annotation, biological process: defense response to other organism. Gene Ontology annotation, molecular function: ADP binding. NCBI's taxonomy places the organism in Eukaryota, Viridiplantae, Streptophyta, Magnoliopsida, Brassicales, Brassicaceae. Bases 501 to 3287 code for a protein of 928 amino acids.
AUUUGAUCAUAUGAGUUACUAAUUUUGAAAAUCAUACUCGACUUUUAUUUGCGGGUAUUGAAAAUUUGAUAGCUGGGUAAAAGUCAAGUCAUAACUCAUAAGUACGAAGCGCGUAAAAAGUAAUCGUGUCCAGCCUUUUUUUUUUUUUUUUUUAAUUUGUCAAUACUAAGAUUUAACGGAGAUUACGGAUCAAAUAAUUAAAGAAUGAUUAAAGCACCGGAGUUGACGGCUUGAAGGCAGAGUGGCGAGAUAGUUUAUUGGUCUUUUUUAUUUAUUGACCCAAGUUUCUAAAGUGCACUGCACAAGGUCCUAUUAAUAUUAUUACUUUCCCGGUCUUACUUUAAUUUAAAUAUCUUCAACUUGGCUUAUUGGCUACCGGGUCCAAACUUACUCCCAUAUAAUAAUAAGUUGAGACCUCAUAACUAAAGAACAAAGAAAAAUCAUCUUUCUUCUUGCAAAGGACAACGAGAAAAUAAGUGCUUCAACAGGUGAGGACAAUUAUGGUUGACGCAAUUGUAUCUUUCGGUGUUGAAAAGCUUUGGGAACUCGUGAGCGAAAAUUAUGAGCGAUUUCAGGGAGUUGAAGAGCAAAUCACUGAGCUAAAGAGUGAUAUGAAGAUGUUAAUGUCCUUUUUGAGUGAUGCGGAUGCAAGGAAACAAACAACUGCACUUGCAAGAAACUGCGUAGACGAGGUAAAAGAAAUCACUUAUGAUGCUGAGGAUAUAAUUGAAGCCUAUCUUCUAAAGAGAGAACGAAGUAAAAGCAGUGGCAUCAAGAAUCACAUGAGUAGUCUUGCUUGCAUUCAAAGUGGUCAUAGGAAGACUGCCUUAGAAAUCACAAGCAUUAGUACGAGAAUCUCCAAAGUAAUCCAGGUUAUGCAGACUUUAGGCAUACAAUCAAACAUUAUUGAAGGUGGGUAUUUGCAGGCUCUACAGGAUAGAAAAAGGGAGAUGCGUCAUACAUUUCCUAUUGAAUCUGAAACCAAUCUUGUUGGUUUGGAGAAAAAUGUUGAGAAAUUGGUUGAGGAAUUGGUGGGAAACGAUAGCAGUCUUGGCGUAUCCAUAACUGGCUUAGGUGGUCUUGGCAAAACCACCCUUGCACGGCAAGUUUUUAAUCAUGAUAAGGUAAAAGGUCAUUUUGAUGGACUUGCGUGGGUGUGUGUAUCGCAAGAGUUUACACGGAAGCAUGUGUGGGAGACCAUCUUGAAGAAUCUUAGUCAUGGAGAUUACGUUGCUGACAUGAAGGAAGACAAACUACAGCAGAGUCUUAGUCCUGCAGAUGAAGUUUCUGAUAGGAACAUAUCACAAAGGAAGAAGAUUUCUGAUAUGAAUGAAGACGAACUUCAGGAGAAACUCAUUCAAUUGUUGGAAACAAAAAAGGCUUUGAUCGUCUUUGAUGACGUAUGGAAAAGUACAGACUGGGACACAAUAAAGCGAAUGUUUCCAGAGAGAAAAGCUGGUUGGAAGGUGCUGCUUACUUCUCGCAAUAAUGAUGUACAUCCACAAUGUGUCACCUUUAAACCAGAAGGCCUAACUCUUGAUGAAUGUUGGAAACUUUUACAAAUGAUAGCAUUUCCUAAGAACGGCACAACUGGAUAUAUAAUUGAUAAAGAUAUGGUAGAGAUGGCUAAGGAGAUGAUCAAACAUUGUGGAGGACUACCAUUGGCUGUCAAAGUGUUAGGAGGGUUGUUAGCUGCCCAACACACACCACGUCAGUGGAAAAUGAUAUCUGAGAAUAUUAAAUCUCACAUAGUUGGAGGUGGGAUUAGUUCCAAUGAUGACGAUAGCAGUUCGAUCAAUCAUGUUCUGUCUUUGAGCUUUGAAGGAUUGCCUAAUUAUUUGAAGAACUGCUUACUCUACCUAGCCUCUUUUCCAGAAGAUCGUGAAAUAGAAUUAGAGAGAUUGUCUUAUGUCUGGGCUGCAGAAGGAAUAACAAAUCCUAGGCAUUACGAGGGAGCUUCCAUUCGAGAUGUUGCAGAUCUCUACAUAGAAGAGUUAGUGAAGAGAAAUAUGGUUAUUUCUCAAAGAGACUUGGCGACUUCGAGAUUUGAAAUUUGUCAGUUGCAUGACUUGAUGAGAGAGAUUUGUUUGUUAAAAGCCAAGGAAGAGAGCUUUGUAAAGAUUGUUAGUGAUCCAGCCAGCAGCUCAAGCGUACACUCUCAAGCUUCUAGCAAAUCACGUAGACUCGUUGUGUACGGCACCCGUACUUUUAGUGGAGAGAGGGACAUGAAGAAUUCCAAACUUAGAUCUCUCUUGUUUAUUCCAGUUGGGUAUGAUUGGAUUAUGAUGAGAUCAAACUUCAUGGAGUUACCAUUGUUGAGGGUUUUAGAUCUCAGAUGGGCUAAAUUUGAGGGAGGGAAGUUACCCUCUAGCAUUGGAAAGCUCAUCCACUUGAAGUAUUUGAGUUUAUAUGACGCAAAGGUAACUCAUCUACCUUCAUCUUUGCGGAACCUGAAGUCGCUGCUCUAUCUUAAUCUAAAUAUACGUUCUCAUCUGAAUGACGUGCCCAAUGUCUUUAAAGAGAUGCUAGAACUGAGAUAUCUCUGCUUACCAUGGAGUACAACUAGUAGGACAAAGUUGGAAUUGGGUAAUCUACUCAAAUUGGAGACGUUGAAGUAUUUCUCAACAGAGAAUAGCAAUGCGACGGAUCUUCACCGUAUGACAAGGCUAAGGAGUCUCCAUAUCUUUAUCAGUGGCGAGGGGUGGCGUAUGGAAACUCUAUCUUCAACUCUAAGUAAAUUGGGACACUUGGAAGAUCUUACUAUACGAUCUCCCGAGAAUUCCGUUCAUCUCAAACACCCGAAGUUGAUAUAUAGGCCGAUGUUACCUGAUGUGCAACAUUUUCCUUCUCAUCUUACAACCAUAUCUUUACAUGAUUGUCGUUUGGAGGAGGAUCCGAUGCCAAUUUUAGAGAAACUGCUACAACUGAAAGUGGUUUCUUUAUGGUGGAACGCUUAUGUUGGGAGGGAAAUGGUUUGCUCCAGCGGUGGGUUUCCUCAAUUGCUGAAGCUCGAUUUGUGUGGACUAGAUGAAUGGGAAGAGUGGAAAGUAGAAGAAGGCUCCAUGCCCCUUCUUCAUUCUCUCAUUAUUCAUUGGUGUCAUAAGCUAAAGGAGCUUCCAGAUGGGCUGAGAUUUAUCACUUCAUUACAGGAAUUGAGUUUCUACACAAAGGAAAGAGAAUUUCAGAAGAGGGUUUCCAAAGGAGGAGAAGAUUACUAUAAAACCCAACACAUUCCUCUUAUUCGAUAUGACUGGCCACUAGAACCAGAAGACAGCGAGGUCAAUUAAUAUCUUCUCAAUUGGAUUGUGGCUAUAUAUAUAUCCUUGUAAUGUAAUAAUAAUAAUCUCUUUUGCAUUGUGUUGAUGUGUUUUGGUUCCCAAUCAAACUAUUGGCUCUUGUUCCACCACCAUACUAAGGUUGCUGGUUCUGUGUUAAAACAAGUUACUUGGUCUGCUUUCUAUUGUGUUUAUCAAAUUGAUUA